Zymoseptoria tritici IPO323 is the source of this 678-nucleotide messenger RNA. RefSeq lists its product as uncharacterized. Lineage: Eukaryota; Fungi; Ascomycota; Dothideomycetes; Mycosphaerellales; Mycosphaerellaceae. The annotation marks the transcript as partial. The transcript has a single exon. The record is from RefSeq and is a predicted model, not a curated record.
AUGUUCUCUUCCACUUCCCUCUCGGCAGCAUGCCUGCUCCUCGCCUCGGUCCAGCCCGCCCUGGCACACAUGGAGAUGCGAUGGCCUUUGCCAUUACACAGCAAAUUCAACCCGGACACGCCAGAGAACAAAAUCGACUACAGCAUGACUUCACCCUUGAAGAACGAUGGAUCCGACUUUCCUUGCAAAGGUUACCAAAACGACCGACCAUUCAUCCCGACAGCAUCCUACACCGCGGGACAGGCCUACAACAUGACAUUGGCCGGAAGCGCAACCCACGAAGGAGGCUCAUGCCAACUCUCCCUUUCCUACGACAAUGGUGCCACCUUCAAGGUCAUCAAAUCCAUGAUCGGCGGCUGCCCUCUCGUCAACACCUAUGACUUUACCAUUCCCUCCUUCGCUCCUGCGGGCGAUGCUCUCUUCGCUUGGACAUGGCAGAACAGAGUGGGCAACCGCGAAAUGUACAUGAACUGUGCUCAAGUCAGCAUCGCCGCCAGCAACACCAGGCAACGACGCCAGGAGGCUUUCAGCACCUUUGAGAGUCUUCCAUACCUCUGGAAAGCCAACCUUCCCGGUAUCAACGGAUGUGAGACGACGGAGCGUGUUGACCCUGUGUACCCCAACCCAGGCAGUGAUGUCGUCUUUGGCGCUGGUCUUUCCGACAUCAGCAUUCCAUUC